GCGCACACUUCCAGCACUCAUUGGCAUCCAGAGAACAUCCUUAAAGCUCAGUUGAAUUUGAACGACAAUGAAGAGUGGACUCAUACUCCUGGUGGCCGCUUGCGUGGCCUUGGCCCUUCCCACAGCACAGGGAACAGCUCACCUGUCAUUCAGUAAUGACACAGAGGUGACUGUCACCCGUAACGGCUGCGGAGAGACCAUACUCUGCCUGGAGAUCCCUGAUGACUGCGAACCUGAUGGAAAUGCCACUUGUCUGUUUGCAUCUUUCAAUGCUACCGCCUCCAUGGAGCCCAACAGCUUCGACCUGUACGUCAGCCUCAGCGGAAUGUCCAUGGGAUAUAUCGCCUUGGCACUCACCCAAAAAGAAAAUGUGGGCAUGUCCAUGCUUUUUGUGUGUGGUAUAAACAGCACCAAUAACACCUUCUUCUUCACCACGCUGGACAAAGACAACAAUAAUGGAUCUCUUACUGCAAAUGAGAGGAAUACGACAGACAUCCGUGGCACCGUGAACGGCUCACUGAUCCAAUGUAACUUCAUCAUUCCAAACGUCAACACCACCAACGAAGGAGAGACUUUGGACGGAACCACCGCCAUCGUCAUGCUGGGAAAUGGAACUGUCAAUGGAACUAUUCCAGAAAUGUUUAUGCCCAUUCUGAUGGGUGUUCGAGUGAACCUCACCGACGCGGAUGGUGACAUCAAUAUCAUGACUCUGGACAUCAACCGAGAUGGCUGUGGAGAAACCAAACUGUGCGUGGAGUCACCGGAUGACUGCGAUCCUCAAGGUGACGAACCUUGUCUGUUUACGUCUUUGAACACCACCACCGGCAUGGGAUCCGGCUUCAACCUGUCUGUAGAGCUCAGCGGAAACUCCUCGGGAUUCAUUGCCAUGGGACUCACCCAGGAUGCAGCUGAGGGCAUAACUACCCUUUAUGUGUGCGGAAUAAACAGCAGCAAUCACAAUGAUUUCUUCUUCCUCACACUGGACAGAAACAACUCUAAUGGGAAUCUUACUCAAAGUGAUCAGGAAGUGAACGAUCUCCGCUAUGCGGUGGAUGGAACAUCCAUCGAAUGUACUUUCACCAUUCCAAACGCAAACUCUGUUACCACCAGAGAGACUUCAGACGGGUCUGUCGGCAAUGUCCUCCUGGGAAAUGGAACCCUGGACAACGGCGAGGUCACUACCUUUGACCCAACUGUGACCACUGGUCUCCUGAAUUUCACCAACCCAAAUGGUACCAUCACCCCCGCGAUGAUGUUGAUCAUCAACCGAGACGGUUGCGGGACAAGCGUCCUGUGCUUGGAGACACCAAAUGACUGCAACCCUGAAUCCGACGAGGACUGUCUCUUCACUUCUAUAAAUGCCACCGCCACUGAGCCCCUCACGGCGACCAUCAGGCUCAGUGGAAACUCGUCGGGAUACGUAGGAUUCGGACUUACCGACAACGCAACUGAGGGCACCACCUUGCUUUUUGCCUGUGCACAAAACAUGACCGAAAACGGGACGUUUUUCUUCAGCGUGGUGACCAGAAACAACACUGACGGCACUUUCAUUGCAGACGACAGGGUAGUGACUAAUGUUGGUGUGGUGAACGGCACAUCUAUCGAUUGCGAGUUCAACUUCAUCAAUUUGGAACCGAGACAGAUUGUGAACCAAACAGUUUCCACAGUCUUGCUGGGCAUUGGAAAUGUGACUGACGGUAAUCUCGGACCCUUUGACGUCUUGCUGGAGAUGCUUGUUAACCUCACUGAUCCUAACGGGGUGAUCGUUAUUGCCCCAAACGCUGGGACCACGAAGCGCAGUGACGCCAUGGUUAUCCUGCUGAGCGUUCUCACAGUCUUGGCCCUGCUCUGAGGUUAACGAGUCCAGAUGUGAGGGAGAAGGGAAGAAGGUCAUCGGUUCCAAUGAAAACACAUCACGACGUGUAUUCUAUUAAUGUUUUUACCGUCUUCAAUGUCUACUUACUCAGACGUGUGAAGUUAUUUGUCUUUAGAUAGAGCAGCAGGGCUCUGCUAAUGGGCAUCGUCAUUAUAGGAGCAGCUCAUUAGAACUUUAGGUCUGACGAGUUUGAACUGUUUGAGAAGAACCAAACCCAUGUUCCAAUUUCUUUUGUGUUCAUUUUGUGUCGCAACAGUGUAAAGUAUUUAUGGAUUUUACAUGAUCUAAAAUCAUGAAUAAAGUUGAUACUGUCAUUUUGUUCUUCA
Molecule: messenger RNA, 2202 nt
Organism: Dunckerocampus dactyliophorus (ringed pipefish)
Lineage: Eukaryota; Metazoa; Chordata; Actinopteri; Syngnathiformes; Syngnathidae
Exons: 13
Coding region: 68-1852 (594 amino acids)
Biological process (GO): regulation of glutamate receptor signaling pathway
Source: RefSeq, a predicted model, not a curated record